This is a messenger RNA of Peromyscus leucopus (white-footed mouse), 1584 nucleotides long. RefSeq names its product hydroxymethylbilane synthase (gene Hmbs). NCBI's taxonomy places the organism in Eukaryota, Metazoa, Chordata, Mammalia, Rodentia, Cricetidae. The transcript has 14 exons. The record is from RefSeq and is a predicted model, not a curated record. Gene Ontology annotation, molecular function: hydroxymethylbilane synthase activity. Gene Ontology annotation, biological process: heme biosynthetic process. The coding region runs from base 182 to 1267 and encodes 361 amino acids. Gene Ontology annotation, cellular component: cytoplasm.
AGGUGCCGCCCCUUCGAGGGAGGGCAGCGGACAUGACGCAGAGCUCAGCAGGUCCUGCAGCCCGGCUGAAGUGCAGGCUCGAGCUCCAUGUGCCUUCAGUCCCCGCCGGCCCAGGUCGCCGGCUUCUGCAGGCCCCAGGGGACCGCAGCGGCACUGCCGCGCCUGCGCCCUAAGCGGAGUCAUGUCCGGUAACGGCGGGGCGGCUGCAACCGUGGAAAAAAACGGCUCCAAGAUGAGGGUGGUCCGAGUGGGAACCAGGAAGAGCCAGCUGGCUCGCAUACAGACGGACACUGUGGUGGCGAUGCUGAAAACCUUGCACCCUGGCAUGCAGUUUGAGAUCAUUGCCAUGUCUACCACAGGGGACAAAAUUCUAGACACUGCACUCUCUAAGAUUGGAGAGAAGAGCCUGUUUACCAAGGAGCUAGAAUACGCCCUGGAGAAAAAUGAAGUGGACCUGGUUGUUCAUUCCCUGAAGGAUGUGCCUACUAUACUACCUCCUGGCUUUACCAUUGGAGCCGUCUGCAAACGGGAAAAUCCUUGUGACGCUGUUGUCUUCCACCCGAAAUUUAUUGGAAAGACUCUAGAGACCUUGCCAGAGAAGAGCGCAGUGGGAACCAGCUCCCUGAGGAGAGUGGCCCAGCUACAGAGAAAGUUCCCACACCUCGAGUUCAAGAGUAUUCGGGGAAACCUCAACACCCGGCUACGGAAGCUCGAUGAGCAGCAGGAGUUCAGUGCCAUUAUCCUGGCUGUAGCUGGCCUGCAGCGCAUGGGCUGGCAGAACCGGGUGGGACAGAUCUUGCACCCAGAGGAAUGUAUGUAUGCUGUGGGUCAGGGAGCCCUAGCGGUGGAAGUGCGAGCCAAGGACCAGGAUAUCUUGGAACUUGUCAGUGUGUUGCAUGAUCCUGAGACUCUGCUUCGCUGCAUUGCUGAGAGGGCCUUUCUGAGGCACCUGGAAGGAGGCUGUAGUGUGCCAGUAGCCGUACAUACAGUGAUGAGCGAUGGGCAACUGUACCUGACUGGAGGAGUCUGGAGUCUAGACGGCUCAGAUAGCAUGCAAGAGACCAUGCAGACUACCAUCCAGGUCCCUUUUCAGCAUGAAGAUGGUCCAGAGGAUGACCCGCAGCUGGUUGGAAUCACUGCCCGGAACAUUCCAAGAGGAGCCCAGCUAGCUGCUGAAAACCUGGGCAUCAGCCUGGCCAGCUUGUUGCUGAACAAAGGAGCCAAGAACAUUCUGGACGUUGCACGGCAGCUUAAUGAUGCGCACUAACUGGUCUAUAGGGUACAGGAACCCCGGCCGCCUCUUUCCAGUGCCUACAUCUGGCUUCCAAGUGCCCUGUGCUCCCUAACUUUGGGGGGUGACUAUCCCAGGAGAUUGAACCACAGGGUAUUGAGACUUCCAGAGACGUGCCUCACCUUGGGGCCUUGAUGACUGCCCAAUAGUUGGGGCUUCACCUCUUAGAAAAAGUCCAUGCCAAUCUUUGAAUGUAACCAAUGCCACUAAGAAUUAAACCAGCUCUGAAUGUGGUUGUUAUUUUGGUGGAGUUGGGGAAGAUAUAAAUAAACCCAAAGCCCUUUAAACCUGAA